AUGAGAUUGAUAACUCUUUCCCCUCUACUACCGGCCGCUGUCGCCGUGCAAAUGGUCCAUCUGGGCUGGGAAGCAGCAAAUGUCCCAGCUAGCGGACUGCAAGAUGUUACGUUUCCCAUGGCGAUGCCAAAGGCGCCCCACGAAUCAGCGUACUACUUCGAGCAAGCUAUUUCCUUUAAAAACAUUCCCAAGAAGUAUCCGUUUUCCGUCAUAUACACCGGUCUGCAGCCUAGACCAGACAAAAACGGGAAAAGCAUCGUACAUGCCACUUUCUCGAGCUUUUUCCCCGACACGACCACCACAGAUAAAGCCUGCCAUCUCGGCGCGGACGGGGGACCCGGCGUUUCUUGCGCAAUUGACGUUGAAUCAAGCUAUAACGACACAUAUCAUCUGCAGAUCAAGGUCAAUGGGCAAACGUAUUCCGGCACACUUAUCAACUCCAACACUAAUCAGACUUGGGGUAUGGGGUCCUUCGACUUGCCGGCCGGUGUGAGCGGAAUGAAGGGAGGGAAGUGGGUAGGCUUCGUGGAGUACUACAACACUGGACUUCAGGACUGCACAAAGUAUCCCUUUACGGCUGCUACUUUUGGCACGCCGUUUACAUCAAUGGUUGGUGUGAAUAUGAAGUUGACUGCCCCGUACAAGGAUAAGGUCUGUGGGAACGAUAUGCCGUGGAGUGUUAAUCAACUCGAUGCGGGGACGUACGAGAUCACGGUUGGGGAACUAAACGGCAAGCAGGGCAGCUAA
Messenger RNA from Pochonia chlamydosporia 170, 747 nucleotides. RefSeq lists its product as hypothetical. The transcript has a single exon. Lineage: Eukaryota; Fungi; Ascomycota; Sordariomycetes; Hypocreales; Clavicipitaceae. The record is from RefSeq and is a predicted model, not a curated record. Bases 1 to 747 code for a protein of 248 amino acids.